Molecule: messenger RNA, 679 nt
Organism: Guillardia theta CCMP2712
Lineage: Eukaryota; Cryptophyceae; Pyrenomonadales; Geminigeraceae
Exons: 4
Source: RefSeq, a predicted model, not a curated record
AGGGCGAAGUGGAGACUAGAAGGCAGGAGACCGAGUCAUGCGCUGACGACUGGAGGCACGAACAAGGAGAGCACAAGAGGAGGGCGUGCUCUAGGGACCACGGAUAGUUAUAUGCUCGGACUCUAUCCAUGACCCUCGUGCUGUGGUGGUUGUGACAUCGGUAUCCUCCCCUCCUGCCUGCGGGUUCAAGGCAUUCCAGGCAGAGCCCUUGUUGAGGUAUGACCUCCGCUACCUCCUUCACGCAUCGACAUGCGCCUGCCGUGGAGAUGUUACUCCCUGAGAACCCGGAGUCUCCCUCGAACCAGCCGCACCGCGCUGAAGACGUGCAUGUGCACAUGAACGGAAUGAAUCACAGCAGGUCAAAGGCUCAGCGGGACUCAGGGCACGAGGUGAGCAGGAGGCUCAAGGUUGCCAAGAUCCUCUCCUUCUCGAGCGGCGCCAGCAUGGUGGCCUGGAACAAGUUCUCGACUCUCUGGCUCCUCUCAGUCGGACUGACGCCAGCGCAAACUGGGGUGAUGAAAUCAGUCGGCCUGAUAGCUAAGGCGAUCUGCCAGCCUGCGUGGGCUGCGAUUGCGGACCUCAAGAUUCCCGCUAGGAUACACCCCUCCUUAGAGUCCGUGAGCAGUCACUUCACUGCAAUCUUGUCCACUGUCUUCUCGCUGGUGAUGAUGGAGGCGCU